This is a messenger RNA of Mercenaria mercenaria, 1834 nucleotides long. RefSeq names its product cell death regulator Aven-like. The record is from RefSeq and is a predicted model, not a curated record. The transcript is spliced from 5 exons. Bases 187 to 1227 code for a protein of 346 amino acids. Gene Ontology annotation, biological process: negative regulation of G2/M transition of mitotic cell cycle. Lineage: Eukaryota; Metazoa; Mollusca; Bivalvia; Venerida; Veneridae.
GCAUGCUAAUAUCUGGCACACAUAGUGAAUAUAUCUUAACAAUAAUUUUGUUAUGCCGAGUGAUUUUCUUAUAGGACCUCUAUCAGUGAACCGCUAGGUCAUUUGACUACGGUUUCUGUACCGGAUACCGGAGGAUGUACCCUCCCGGUGUACGGGUAUGUUUAUUAUCAGCUGAAUAGUGACAUUAUGCGACCUGACGAACACAAGAAGAAAAAGAAUGCACAGUACAAGAAGAAACAUGGAAUGUCAGAAAAAGAGAACAAGACUGAAGCGAAGUCUAAAAGCAGUGCUCAAGACAAGAAAGAUAAACCUUCAAAUGUUAAAGGAGACGAUUCCAAAGCGCAACACUCGGACAAAAAUAUCAAAGUGAAAGUGGAAGAAACAGAAGAAGUGAAUAAACAUUAUGGAAGGCGUAAACUUGUGAGCAAUUGGAGCAGGUACGAGGACUACUCAGAUAGUGAGACGGAGGACGACAUUCCUCUACAGAGAGGAGAAGAUUUCAACAAGCUGCUAGCUCAAGCAGGAGGGGCAGCAACUCAGUUUAGACUGAAGGAUGAAGAGGAAUGGAAUACAGAGAGUCUGGGCUCUACAGCAACAGCAGUGCUGGCCGUGGACUUUGAAAAUUUGGCACACUCAUUGGACUGUAUUCCACUUCAUGAAAGACUUGGAAUUGAUGAUCAUGUAUUUACUGAAGAGCAGUUGAAUGAAAUGAAAGCACAUUCUGCAGAAAAUGAACAGAAAUAUAGAGCAGCAGCUGAUGUAAUAAAGACAGAUGAUAAAAUGAAAGCUAUGGACAGAUCUGAAAAUACUGGUUCUAAUUCCUCAAAAGUAAUAAGAAAGCCUGGUUCAAGUGCAAUAGAAAAUAAUGAUACUAAAAAGACAAGUGAUAUUCCAACACAAAACAUGACAGUUGAUAAAGUGAACAUGAAAAAUGAUAAAGUUCAAAACAAAUUAGAAAACAAGCAGAAAAACAAAGAUUUCGCAAAGCAGGAAGUUGAAGAAUUAGAAGAUGAUUUAGAUAUGAUUCUGUCUUUUGGAGAUACAAAUGAUAAAAAAGUUGAGCCUGUAUAUAAAGUUGACAGAAUUAUUGAUAAGGAUGCAAAAGUGAAGAUUGAAAAAGUAAAUGCUGUAGACAUGGAAUGUGUGAGUAAAGCAAAGGAGAAAAAAGGUCAUGAUAAGGGAAAGGAGAAUCUUGAAGACUGGUUAGAUUCAAUGUUGGAUGACUGAAAACUUGUGGAGGACAAAAAAACGAAACUUCUUGGAAUAGAGAUCUUAGCUGUUUAGCCAGUAAUCCCAUCUGUUAAAGACCUCUUCAUGAAGCUUAGCUUGAAAUAGACUUUUUCUUUAUUGAGCUUUAUGUAAAUGACUUUAAAAUCAUUGAGUUAGUACUUGUUUGAAGUCGCAGGAGUGAAAUAAAGCUAUUACAUAAAUUUAAUAGUACACUAGUGUAAUUAAGCUUUGACAUCAACGUCGUUUAAAGUAUCAGAGAUGUUGGUCAAAUUGACUUGUUUAUAAUAGUUAAAGAAAAUAGAAUUUUUUAUGUUUCGGCUUGAAAAGCUUACAUGUGAUAAAAAGAAUAUUACAUUAAAUUUGUGACUUUCCACAUUGAAUUUAUUAAACUUGUUGAAUAAAUUUUAUCAAAUGCGAGGCUCUGCCGAGUAUUUUAUUAUUUUAUUCAACUCCUUUAAUAAAUUCAAUAUGAAAAAACACAUUUCGAAUUAAAGCUUAAUUAAUCUGCCAUCAUGGACUGUAAUCAUGGGCUUAUUGAAUAUGUUUCUUCAUGCAGUUGUACCCCAAUCAGGAAUUGACAUGAAAAAUAAAGUUCUGCUGCUGA